CCGCAGUCGACCGCAAGACUCCGCUCGGAUGAUGUUGUAUGGCAAACAAGCUGAGCAUUAAGUUAUUUGGGUGUUUGUUCCCAUAAUUAAUUCGACUUUGACUCGCGGUCGCUGUUAAACUUUUCAACUAAAAGUUUUUUACCAAAGGCGCACAACGUCGGUUUAUACACUAUUGGGCACACGAAUAAUUGCUGGAUUAUAGUUUUUCAAUUCACAAAAGAAAUCAAUCUGUUGAAUAUAUGAUAUAUGUAAUAUGUUGAUGAAAUUGAAGGUGUUAAUUUUAUUUUCGAUUAGUGCAGUACAAGUUUCUCGUUCGGCAAUUAUGGCCCAAAAUCCCACGGUAUCAAGUUUGUUGUUAUUUGAUUUUCAAAAUGCGACCGAUUUAAAUAACUGGACAGAACAAUCUGACACUGUGAGAUCAGCAGGAAAGUCAAAAGCAACAUUUGAUUUAUAUAAAACUCAAACUAGUCAGUCUGCAAUCUUAUUCACAUUGCUAAAUCCAUUACCAAACGGUGCAUGUUUCAGUGGCGUCCGUACAUUAACACAAUUAAACCUUGAGGGAUAUGAAUAUAUAUCAUUUGUAUGCAAAACCGCGGGAAAUGCCACUACAUACAAGAUUAUUUUAAGGCAUAAUAAUUUAAAUGACGAGCCAAACCCAACUUACGAACAAAAAUUUAAGGUCAACACGGAAUCAGAUACCACAGUAAAAAUGCCAAUUUCACAAUUCCACCCCUAUUAUAGGGGUAAAGAAAUAAUAGAUGGACCUACACUAAAUGUGAAAAAUAUUACCAACUUUGGUAUUCAAGUCGCUGGGGGAGUUUAUGAAAACUUUAAACAAUCAGGAUUAUCGUCAUUAGUAGUGGAUCAAAUAUGGGCAGAGCCUUACGGAGAUACAAACUGAACAAUUGUAUGUCAUCAAUUAUAAUUAUACAAUAUGAAUUUCUGUCAACCAUUAUACUCAUUAGUCAUUAGACAUUAUCUAAAUUAUUAUCUAUAAGUGAUUACAUCAUAUUGUAUAUUAUAGGUACUUAUACUUAAGUUGAAGUCAACUACCUAAUUAACUAAAUUUGUUAAUGUAAUUAGGAACCUAUUCAUAAUAUAUAAUAUUGUAUUGUUA
This is a messenger RNA of Metopolophium dirhodum (rose-grain aphid), 1117 nucleotides long. RefSeq lists its product as uncharacterized. The record is from RefSeq and is a predicted model, not a curated record. Bases 254 to 901 code for a protein of 215 amino acids. NCBI's taxonomy places the organism in Eukaryota, Metazoa, Arthropoda, Insecta, Hemiptera, Aphididae. The transcript is spliced from 4 exons. Gene Ontology annotation, biological process: NADH dehydrogenase complex assembly.